Molecule: messenger RNA, 1188 nt
Organism: Haliotis rubra (blacklip abalone)
Lineage: Eukaryota; Metazoa; Mollusca; Gastropoda; Lepetellida; Haliotidae
Exons: 8
Coding region: 1-783 (260 amino acids)
Source: RefSeq, a predicted model, not a curated record
AUGAUAGAGGAUUUAAUCCACUGUCCAUGCAGUCGGUCAACUUCCAUACUUCCCUGCCAGAUUGGACAUAAAGAUGAGUGUACCAAUAUCAGUAAUCGGUAUAACAACUCGCCAUCUGUGGCGUUCCACAGUUUUGCAUUGCUGGCAACCAUCGGAACCUAUGGCCAGAACCCAAGUCUUACAUACUCAUUCAAGACACCAUAUGGAGGGAUUGAAGCUCUAAGCACAAAGGCUGUGCUUGUGGACUUCAGCUGCCCCUCGGGGCAAGAUGACUACUUCAAAAAACAUGAAAUAUGUCGUGUGUUUGACUUCAGUUCUGCCACGCUUGUACAGAGCAUACCGCGAGAGAUCAAGUACAAGUGCCUGGUGGGACUUAUGAUCCAGAAUCGAGUCACAUAUCACUACCAGCUGAAGCUUACAUCUCUUCCAUCACAGGCAGAAACUAAAUACAUCCUCGUCAUACACAGUGAGCGAGAACCCCCCAAGUGUCGUGUAGUUCUGGCGGUGGCUGCUAUUCCUGCCCGGCGGAGUGUGCACGUUGUGUGGCAGAGACCUGGCCGUACAGCCAGGAUUACUCACUAUUUGGUCUCACUAUACCAGAAGAAGGAUCUUCUCAGCACCGCCAAGAAAAAGUAUGGAACUGAAGAACAUGAAUUUGAGAACCUAAGUCGUGGUUAUUACAUUGUCCAGGUGGAACCAAAGACGGUGAAUAACACGAGCCCAUGUGGAAAGACAGUUUACAAGGGCAUUCAACUGAUUUAUUUGGGUGACUACAGUGUGUGAGUGAGGACACGAAUGACAAGAGCGAAUGCCUUCUGAUGGGGACACCUACAUGUAGAUCUCAAUGCUCAGUGUCAAAUUUUGAAUGCGGUACUUCCCAGAUCCCAGUGUCUGAUACUACUAAGAAUGUUGGUGUGAUUCUCGAUCCAGAGCUUUCACUCGAUCACCAUGUCACCAAUCUGAUAAAAAGCUGAUUCUUUCAUCUGAGAAAUAUCGGGAACAUAUGCAAGUACCUAACAAAGGACUCUGCUGCCCUCCUCGUCCUGUCUCUGGUGAUGAGUAGCCUGGACUAUUGUAACAGCCUCCUGGUCGGUGCUACAAAAUCUCAGAUCUCCAGAACCCGUGAAGGUCCGGGUUAGAAUAUUGAUCUUCAUUAACCCAUGCUUGUCGUAAGAGGCGGCUAACGGG